Sesamum indicum (sesame) is the source of this 1215-nucleotide messenger RNA. NCBI's taxonomy places the organism in Eukaryota, Viridiplantae, Streptophyta, Magnoliopsida, Lamiales, Pedaliaceae. The record is from RefSeq and is a predicted model, not a curated record.
UGAUCUGUUCCCAAUACACAAACCACAAUUAACAUGAAGACUUCAUCCAUUUCCACUCUUUUCUUCAUUCUUUUUGUUAUCUUUUCGUGCUCGUCGGCAGCUUUUGCUGAUGAUCAUGAUGAUUUUCUUGAAUGUCUCUCUGAAGAGUUCCACAACUACACCUCAAUUUCCAGGGUUGUUUACACCCCAACCAACUCAUCUUAUCCCUCCAUUCUUCGAUUUUCUAUUCAAAACCUGAGAUUCACGUCCGAAUCCACCCCGAAGCCGCUGGUUAUCAUAACCCCGGAGCACGAAUCCCACAUUCCCCCUGUCAUCUACUGUGCAAAAGAAAAUGACAUGGAAAUUAGAACUAGAAGUGGGGGGCAUGAUUACGAGGGAUUGUCUUAUGUAUCUCAACUCCCGUUUGUGAUCAUUGAUUUGAUCAACCUUAGUGAAGUAACAGUUGAUGCUGAGCAGAAAACUGCAUGGGUUGAAGCUGGUGCAACCAUUGGAUCAUUGUAUUAUAGGAUCGCGGAGAAAAGCCCAACGCUAGGGUUUCCAGCCGGUGUUUGCCCAACUGUUGGUGUUGGCGGGCACUUCAGUGGAGGAGGCUACGGCACAUUGCUAAGAAAAUACGGGCUGGCUGCAGAUAAUGUUAUUGAUGCAAGAAUAAUAGACGUCAAUGGCAGGAUUCUCGACAGAGAGUCUAUGGGUGAAGACUUAUUUUGGGCCAUUAGGGGCGGUGGAGGUGCCAGUUUCGGUGUGAUUCUUGCAUGGAAAAUACAAUUGGUUGAUGUUCCAGAAAGAGUCACUGUUUUCACAAUCCACAAGACUUUGGAACAAAAUGCCACUCAAUUGAUUCACCGCUGGCAAUACAUCGCGCAUAGAUUCGACUCGGAUUUAUUCAUCCGAGUCCUCAUCAGAAGGGUGAAUUCCAGCCAGGAUGGAAGGAACAUGACUAUUCGUGCUUCUUUCAAUUCAAUUUUCCUUGGCGGGAUCGAUAGAUUGCUCCCUUUGAUGCAGAAAGGUUUUCCCGAAUUGGGCUUGGUGAGAGAAGACUGUACAGAGAUGAGUUGGAUCCAAUCCAUCCUGUAUUUUGCUGGAUUCCCCAUGGAAUCAUAUGAAGUUUUGCUGAAUAGGACACAACCCAGCGUGAGAUACUUCAAAGCAAAAUCCGAUUAUGUGCAGAAACCCAUUCCCGUAAACGGGCUGGAAGGUAUCUGGAGACUGUUCUAU